AUGCAGAGGCUACACAACAAUAAGGCGUGCGGAGAGGACGAUAUUCCCGUAGAAAUCGAAACCCUGGCUCCUCGGCGUCAUAAGGUGAUUAUGCAGGCGUGGCGAGAAGAGGCCGUUCACGAUGACUGGGGCUCUGGCAUUCUUGUAGCAGUCCGCAAGAAGAAAGAUAUGAAAAAACGCGAGAAUUACGAGGGCAUAAGUCUUAUCGAUGUUGCUGCAACGAUUUUCGCUACUGUUCUUCUCAGGCGCUUCCAGUUUGCACUUGACUCCAGAAAGUGGUCCAACCAAACCAGACUCCACGCUGGGCGUGGAUGUGCGGACCAAAUAUUUAUGCUGAGAUGCAUUCUAGAAUUCCGCCAUAGCUAA
This is a messenger RNA of Dibothriocephalus latus, 366 nucleotides long. The record is from the annotation of a GenBank genome assembly. NCBI's taxonomy places the organism in Eukaryota, Metazoa, Platyhelminthes, Cestoda, Diphyllobothriidea, Diphyllobothriidae.